Rotaria socialis is the source of this 252-nucleotide messenger RNA. NCBI's taxonomy places the organism in Eukaryota, Metazoa, Rotifera, Eurotatoria, Philodinida, Philodinidae. The record is from the annotation of a GenBank genome assembly.
AUGAUACUUGUACGUGCUGAUCAAUUACUUAAUAUAAUGAUAACAAAAACUGGUCUUGAUCUUGCUCAACAUUUAUCAGCUAUGUUUAAUGAUGUUUAUAAUAAACGAUUGCCACCAAGUGAUGAUGAUGAUGAUGAACAACCAAUGUUAUCUUUAUUUAAUGAAACAGUACAAGAAAUAUUUAUUGAUCAUUUAGAUGGAAUUCAAUUUGCUAAUAAUCCACCAUUAAAAUCAAUGAAUCUAUUCCAUUAA